Trypanosoma grayi is the source of this 1929-nucleotide messenger RNA. RefSeq lists its product as hypothetical. The coding region runs from base 1 to 1929 and encodes 642 amino acids. The transcript has a single exon. Lineage: Eukaryota; Euglenozoa; Kinetoplastea; Trypanosomatida; Trypanosomatidae. The record is from RefSeq and is a predicted model, not a curated record.
AUGUUCUUCUGGGGCAGCUACAACUUCCAGGCGCCGCAGCUGGCGGAGCACCCGAACCGGCCACCGCUCCGCUUCCCGGUGUACAUGCCGCCUGCCCCAUCCAUGAUCAGCAGCAGUACCAGCAGCGGCGGAGACGACAACGAGGAGAAGCUGCACCGCAUUGAUGAACGGCAGGUCGUGGUGAAGUCGCUGGCGUGCGGGCAGAAGCACAUGGUGGCGGUUGCGGCGAUUGCAGAGCACCGUGCCGCACCAACUGCGACCACCAGCGACGAUGGCGCGAGUUGCGGCUGGGCCGUCUACGGCAUGGGCAGCAACCACAGCGGCCAGCUCGGCCACCGCGUGCCGGAGUAUACCACCACGCUCACCAAACUCCACUUCGAGGAGCUCUUGUCAUCUGGCACUGGCGUUCGCAGCCUCGCGUGCGGCAACAAGCACUCACUGCUCUGUACCACGAGCGGUACUGUCUUCGCAGCGGGUGACAACAGCUGUGAUCAGCUUGGCGUCACGGCGAAAGUGGACGGUUUUGCCCCGGUGGGUGGCCUGGCGCACGUCAAGGCGGUGUACGCCGCGGGCAACGCGAGCUUCGCGCUGGACGAGAAGGGGCAGCUGUACGCAUGGGGUGAGGCACAGUACGGCCACCUCUGCCACGGCGACACUGGUGAGCGCAUGGACGCGCGCACAUUGCAGACAGUGAAGACAAAUGUGGCGGUGCCGACCCUCGUGCAGUGGUUCGUGCGCCACCACAUUGUCAUUGUGGAGGUGUCGGUGGGCCGUGCACAUGUCGUGUGCCGUAGCAGCGACGAGGUGUACACUUGCGGCGAGGGCUUCUACGGCAAACUCGGCAACGGCAGCGUUGCGGCGUCGCUAACGCCGUUGCGUGUGAGCUUCCCUAACCGCGCGCACCCCGAACAGCUGUGCGGCGUUGCUGCAGGCGACGACCAUACGCUCGUACUGCGCGAGUCACCGGUGGUGGGGGCGGUGGUGUACCACUUUGGCCGCAUGAGCAACGGCGACGGGCAGCUCACGCCGAUCGUCGUGGCGGCCCCGGCGAGCAUCACACGCAUUAGCGCUGGGCGCGGGACCAUAUCGCUCGCCGUGACGAGGGAGGGGCGGCUGUGCGUGUGGGGCAAGCACGGCUACGCAAGGGUGAGCAACGGCACACCGGCCGACGCGAAGCGCAGCAACGCGGUGUUGGUGGCAGCGCUGGAAUCGUUUGUUGUUACGGACGCGGCUGUCGGUGGCACGUUCAUAGUCGCAGUUGCCGCCAGCCAGCGCACCAUUGGUGGCGUCGACGGGGUGGAGAUGCAGGAGCAGACGCCACCAGUGAGCAGUGACAACAAAGAUAACCACGAUGAGAAUGGUGCCAGCAGUAGUAGUAGUUGCGCCCGAAGGUGGGAUAUCGUUGUCCCACAAGAUGAACGCGUUGGCCACCGUGGUACGGAGGGUGCAGAUGAAUCAUACGAGGCGGCAGUGCACGCAUUUCUCACGCAGUACUUGGGCCCUGCACUCGUCUCCGCGUACGUCGCGCGGAUCCCGGCGGCGCCGCCACUCACCGACCACAACGCCAAUGCCUUUGUGCCGAUCGGAGUGCACGCCUUGACGGUAGGGCAGAAGCUGAGGUUGUGGAUGACGGACGUGUAUGCGCUCGGUACAGUCGCUGAGGUCCUACCGGAGGCCAACAGCAGCAACGAAGAGCACAAUGCCAGCACCCGUGCUGAUGCAAACAGCACAGAUAAUGCCAGCACAAAUGGUGAGGCCCACAAAGGGUGCCGCAUACGCAUUGCAUGGCAGCGAGACGACUGGCACGACGAGGAGAUUACGCUCCAUUCUGAUGACGAGACACUCGACGAGCACAACCCCAAUCGAUGGCAGCCACUGUGGUUCCUGCGCAACCCGAAUAAGCACGACGAGUACGUCCUCGACAGGUGA